Messenger RNA from Nyctereutes procyonoides (raccoon dog), 1676 nucleotides. It is a transcript of the gene ADAP1, whose product is annotated as ArfGAP with dual PH domains 1. The record is from RefSeq and is a predicted model, not a curated record. The transcript is spliced from 11 exons. Gene Ontology annotation, molecular function: phosphatidylinositol bisphosphate binding; GTPase activator activity. Bases 129 to 1253 code for a protein of 374 amino acids. Gene Ontology annotation, biological process: positive regulation of GTPase activity. Gene Ontology annotation, cellular component: intracellular membrane-bounded organelle; plasma membrane. NCBI's taxonomy places the organism in Eukaryota, Metazoa, Chordata, Mammalia, Carnivora, Canidae.
CGGCGCGCGGGCUGAGGCCGCCCAGGAUGGCGCAGGGCCGCGGGCGGCGGGCGGGCUGCGUGGGGCCCUAGCGCGGCGGGGCGCACGCUCGGGCCCGGGCCGGCAUCGCGGCGGGCGGCAUCGCGGCCAUGGCCAAGGAGCGGCGCAGGGCGGUCCUGGAGCUGCUGCAGCGACCCGGGAACGCGCGAUGCGCCGACUGCGGCGCCCCGGAUCCUGAUUGGGCUUCCUACACCCUGGGGGUGUUCAUCUGUCUCAGCUGCUCCGGAAUCCACCGGAAUAUCCCCCAGGUCAGCAAGGUGAAGUCUGUCCGCCUGGAUGCCUGGGAGGAGGCCCAAGUGGAGUUCAUGGCCUCCCACGGGAACGACGUUGCGAGGGACACAUACGAGUCCAAAGUGCCUCCCUUCUACUACCGGCCCACGUUUUCCGACUGUCAACUCCUGCGGGAGCAGUGGAUCCGGGCCAAGUACGAACGGCAGGAGUUCACACACCCCGACAAGCAGGAGCCCUACUCCGCAGGGUACCGAGAAGGCUUUCUCUGGAAGCGCGGCCGGGACAACGGGCAGUUUUUAAGCAGGAAGUUUGUGCUGACGGAACGAGAAGGUUCCCUGAAGUAUUUCAACAGAAACGAUGCCAAGGAGCCCAAGGCCGUCAUGAAGAUCGAGCAUCUGAACGCCACCUUCCAGCCAGCCAAGAUCGGCCACCCCCACGGCCUGCAGGUCACCUACCUGAAGGACAACAGCACCCGCAACAUCUUUGUCUACCAUGAAGAUGGGAAGGAGAUCGUGGACUGGUUCAAUGCGCUCCGUGCAGCCCGCUUCCACUACCUGCAGGUGGCGUUCCCAGGGGCCAGUGAUGCCGAUCUGGUGCCCAAGCUGUCCCGGAACUACCUGAAGGAAGGCUACAUGGAGAAAACCGGGCCCAAGCAGACGGAAGGCUUCCGGAAGCGCUGGUUCACCAUGGAUGACCGGAGGCUCAUGUACUUCAAAGAUCCCCUGGAUGCCUUCGCUCGUGGGGAAGUCUUCAUCGGCAGCAGAGAGAGCGGCUACACGGUGCUGGACGGGCUCCCACCGUCCACCCAGGGCCAUCACUGGCCACACGGCAUCACCAUCGUCACGCCGGAACGGAGGUUCCUGCUGGCCUGCGAGACAGAGACGGAGCAGCGGGCCUGGGUGGAAGCUUUUCGGAAGGUGGUGGACAGGCCCAUGCUACCCCAGGAGUACGCAGUGGAAGCCCACUUCAAGCAUAAACCCUAACAAGAGGUGGUUCUGGAGGCCCGAGGGAGCUGGACUCGCUGGAAGUGUCCAUCGAGGAGGCAGCGGCCAGCCUGGAGGGCCGGCAGAUGGAGGAACCGGCGUCCGGGCCCUGCGCUAAGGGGCAGCCCCACACACGGCCAGGUGGGGCCUGAGCUUUAGCCACUAGGACCUGUUUCUCUGGACACUCGCUGCAGGCCACCGGCCUCUGACCCCACCGUGCUGCCGUCCCCGCCCCCUCCCUGCCCACUGGACCACCCUUCCUGAGGCCCGGGCCUGGCUCCGGGCAGCCCGGCAGCCCCUCACCGACUCCCCUGCCACCUGAGCGGGACCCUGCCCCUGAGCGGGAGGUCGGGCUAUGGGGACAGUGGGCGGCCUGCAUGCCUCCUCUCCUCCAAGUCCCCUUCAACAAGUAUUUAUUGAGCA